UCCGACUUCCCAUCCAAUGAUUGCAAAGAGCAUACCAUUAGGCAUAACGACGUCUCUCUCUCUUUACAGUGACUUACGUGAAGGGGCUUCGUCUUCUUUGCAAUCGCACAAGUGAGAGCUUCGAUCGAUCUCAUAACCCUAGCUGUUGGAGCUUGGCGGAUGAAAAACAUCUUCUCUCCUCCACUCCUCUUCUCCCUAAACGACGUGGCUAGACUCGUGAUUAUAUUUAUUUCUCAAGAGCCUUUUAAUUAUUCUCCGCUCAUCAAUUGGGCAUCCAAGCCGUUGUCGCAACUUCUCCGGCAACCCCAUUGCUAGCGUGAGCUCCGAUUACUUAUGCUGCAAUUCCGAAAAACACUUUCUUCUUCUCCGAAUUAUUUGAGUGAUUGGCAAAGGAGAUAGGAUGAGCGAGAGAAUAAAAAAUGGAGGGUGUGUUGGACUCUGUAAAUCGACUGGGAAAUCUCAGAUCCGUAGCAAUAUUGAAUCUAGAACGGAAAAGGAGAAGAGAAGGGAGCGAAUGCUCAAUAACCUUAGAUUGAGAGAGAAGACAGCCGCUGCAAUCGACGCUGGAAUCUGGAUCGGGCUGGGUUUUUGCAGACCCAGACCCAUGAUGCCCUCAGUUUUCUCUCACCUAAUCUUGUCCAUCCAUGUUAACAGGAACACAUGUCGCCAGAUUAAAGGGGAAUUACACCUAAUUGAACCUUGAGGGAAUUGGAGAGGAUCGGGAUCCCCAGGGGGAUUAUCCACCUUGCGAGCUUGUGGACUGUCAGAUUGGAAUCUCAUGGACACCAUACUCUGUUUGAUGAGAUGAAUACGCUCAAGAUGUAAAUGGCGGGAAAAAUCGCAAAGUAACAGAGAAAGCAUGGCAGAUUUUAGCAAAGGGAAGAGAACGCUUUUCUUGUUUCAUCUCGCUCAUCCUCACGACUCUUUACUCUCUCGCUCGCUCUGGUUACUGUGAUACUCUCUGGUUCCAUAGCUUGGUCUCGCUCUCGCUCUCGCUCUCUGGUUGUUACGACAAGAAGAUUGUAGGGGCUGAUAACCAUUUUUUCCCCGAAGAUAUGGGCAAUGAAGAGGCCCCAAAAAUUACCAAAAGAACAACCAGAUCAUCCUCUUCCACAGUUCAUUCAAAUAGUACCACUGAAACCAGAAAAACAAAUGAUCCCCACCCUCUAUCAACGAGCGAUUAUCCAGUAAUUGGUGAAGAGCCCACAAACUUGGAUGCUUUACUCUCUUGUUUUCCUGGUAGACGACUUCAGAUUCAAGAGCUCCUGCACUUGAUUGGUCCCUUGAAUUGUCCCAUGCUUCCUCUCUUUCUUUAUGGUGGUGCUUCUACUGGGAAAACGAGUAUCAUAGUUCAAAUUUUUAGACAUCUCAAACGCCCAUUUGUGUAUUCAAGCUGUCGUACUUGCUACAGUCCACGUAUCCUAUUUGAAUCUACACUAAAUCAGUUGUUGCUUCAUAGGAGGAAUAUGGAAAAUAGUUAUUCUAGUGCAAAGCGCUGUGAAAGACCUGCUGAUUUUGUUAAUUUUCUCCGUGAAGCCUUGACAGAUUUUAUAAAUAAUCUCAAGGGUUAUGUGAGAAAAUCAUGUCCAAAGGAGCCGGUAGACCAAGGAGGUGGAAGGAUGGUUUACUUGAUAUUUGAUAAUGUGGAGCUUAUUCAGGAGUGGGACAAGAAUUCUGGUAUAAUUUCCUUACUGUUCAAGCUCCAUGAUAUCCUGAAGAUGCCUGAUGUGGGUCUGAUCUUCAUCAGCAAUACAUCACCAGACACCUAUUAUUCAAAUACUGGCUACGUGGAGCCUAUUCCUGUUCAUUUUCCAGAUUAUAAUGAGGGUGAUCUUUCUGAGAUCUUUAUGAGAAACCAGAAGAAUCCAAAGCUUUAUUCUUCUUUUCUUGACAGUGUGGUCCUAAGAUCUUUCUGUAGAAUUACAAAACGGGUUGAUGAGUUAUCUACUGCUUUUCAACCAUUGUUUGAGAAAUAUUGUGAACCAAUAAGUGAUGCGGGGAUUGUUCCAAAUGAAGAAAUGAAGAGAAGGCUAUUCAGUCACCUUCGACCACACAUAGCUUCUGCUCUGAAUGAGGAUUUUAAGGUCUCUUCUGUGCCUUCUUUUAGUGUUGAAGCCAACAAGAAUAAAUCCCAACGAAAAGGCAGUAUCAUGAAAUUUGGAACCGGGGAAUAUUCUGAUGAGUUAGAUCUCCAUCUGUCUAUCUCAGCCAAGUAUCUGCUUAUUUCUGCUUUUCUUGCUUCAAGAAACCCGGCCACCCUUGAUGCAUCCCUAUUUGAUUCAACAGGGGGUUCAGAUGGUAGAAAGCGCAGGAGAAAGAGCUCUGUAACUGCAAUGGAGCAUAAGGAAACUGCAGAGAAAGAGUUGCUCAUGAAAGGACCAGGAUCUUUCCCAUUGGAAAGGCUGCUAGCAAUAUUUCAGUGUCUCAUAUCAGUGGCAGAAGGUCCACUCGAGGAAGAGCAGCAAGAUGCUGGUCAGAUGGAGUCGGAUGAUGGUGAGAUGGGGCUCAUGUCUGAUGUUCUAUUGCAUCUCUCCACACUGUGUAAUGCUAAUUUUGUCACCAAAGGAGGAACCUGCCCAUUAGAAGGAUCCACUAGGUACCGAUGUAAUGUGGCUGAAGAAAUGGCUUUAAAGGUUGCAAGGAGCUUGAAGUUCCCUCUAUCCAAGUAUUUAUAUAGAAGAUGACCUGUGAAGCGGGUAUACAUGCACUUCUGAUGUGAUUUCUUGUUUCCAGACCUACUCUUGGGGAUCUAUAAUGAAGACUCCAUGCUUUAUCAAUCAUUGCUUAUGGAAAUGAAUAUGUCCACCACUCUUGAUGGUGCAAUGAAACAUGAACUCAUAGAUUUUUAUUUAUUUUUGAUAAAGAAACUCAUAGAUUUCAUAUGGGUUAAUAUAGGUAUUAAGGAUGGUUGGAAAAAGGUUUUGAUUCGACAAUUAUUUUAUAAAAGAUUUCACUUUUGGCCUUUUGGAGGCUCGUUGCUCCAA
Molecule: messenger RNA, 2984 nt
Organism: Macadamia integrifolia
Lineage: Eukaryota; Viridiplantae; Streptophyta; Magnoliopsida; Proteales; Proteaceae
Product: origin of replication complex subunit 5
Exons: 6
Coding region: 1056-2684 (542 amino acids)
Biological process (GO): DNA replication initiation; DNA replication
Cellular component (GO): nuclear origin of replication recognition complex; nucleus
Molecular function (GO): DNA replication origin binding
Source: RefSeq, a predicted model, not a curated record